This is a messenger RNA of Sinocyclocheilus rhinocerous, 1014 nucleotides long. Its product is annotated as ubiquitin carboxyl-terminal hydrolase 21-like. Lineage: Eukaryota; Metazoa; Chordata; Actinopteri; Cypriniformes; Cyprinidae. Gene Ontology annotation, biological process: protein deubiquitination. Gene Ontology annotation, molecular function: cysteine-type deubiquitinase activity. The record is from RefSeq and is a predicted model, not a curated record. Bases 206 to 847 code for a protein of 213 amino acids. The transcript is spliced from 7 exons.
AAGCUCGCUCACAAACACAGCGAUAGGACAGACAGUUGAUCAGCAGGUGUAAUGAAAGCACAGUAACACUUAAACAUUUUCAAAUUGGCCUUGAUGUUUGGAUAGAAACACUGGCGCUGUUUGACCAUCAAUCAAAAAAUAAGUGGAGACGAUACUGGGUAUUUACGGGUUCACUGGCAGGGUUGCCCGGCAUGCAGACGUGGUAAUGCCAAGAGCUGAAUCCGCUGUAAUGGACAACUCGUGUCAGGCCCUGUGCCGCACCUUAGUCACUCAAAAUGGCCUUCAGCCAGAGAAUGUGGACAUUUCACAGUCAGUACUAUACACAUCCAUCAUGGGACUCCUGCUGGUGACAGACAACGAGAGAGAGCUGCAACUGGGAAAUGGACAAGUUGGACUGCGCAACGUUGGAAAUACUUGUUUCCUCAAUGCGAUCGUGCAGUGUCUCUCUCACACUCAUAGUCUUCGGAACUACUGUCUGAUGAGAACUUACCUUCAGGACAAGCACUCCAAACAAGAACCUGUGCUUAUGAAUGAAUUCUCUAAAGUUUUGGCUGGCUUGUGGGAAUGUAAUGGUGGGGAAACCGCAGUGAAUCCUGGGAAGUUUUAUCACGUGUUUAAAGAGUCAGUGCCUUAUUUCAGUGGCUAUAGUCAGCAAGAUGCUCAGGAGUUCUUGCGGUUCCUUCUGGACAGGCUACAUACAGAAAUUAACCGUCGUCCAUCCAAACGUACUGCAGUUAUGGAAAUUAAGGAACCAACAUACACACGAUCCAGCAGGAUUUCAGAGGAGGCCUUUGCAAUGUGGCAGAGGCAUCUUGACAGGGAUGACAGUAAAAUUGUUGGUAAGUAGUAGCACUGUUAAAAUAAUGAUAUGAUAAUAAGUUUUACCAAUAAAAUGAAUGAAUAAUUUUGCAUUAAUAAGCAUACAUAAGUCCUGUAGCAGAUCUAGGCAUUUGGAGCUGGUGGAGGUAGAGGCUUUCAAAGAAACUCUAAUAGUGCGCUGCAGGACCAGCUUAC